This is a messenger RNA of Rangifer tarandus platyrhynchus (Svalbard reindeer), 1200 nucleotides long. NCBI's taxonomy places the organism in Eukaryota, Metazoa, Chordata, Mammalia, Artiodactyla, Cervidae. The record is from the annotation of a GenBank genome assembly.
AUGGCGCAAAGGGCCUUCCCGAAUCCUUAUGCCGAUUAUAACAAAUCCCUGGCCGAAGGCUACUUUGAUUCUGCUGGGAGGCUGACUCCCGAGUUCUCACAACGCUUGAACAAUAAGAUUCGAGAGCUUCUUCAGCAGAUGGAGCGAGGCCUGAAGUCAGCAGACCCUCGGGAUAGCACUGUUUACACUGGAUGGGCAGGUAUUGCUGUGCUGUACUUGCAUCUCUACGAUGUGUUCGGGGACCCUGCCUACCUACAGAUGGCACAUGGCUACGUAAAGCAAAGUCUGAACUCUUUGAGCAAGCAUUCCAUAACCUUCCUCUGCGGGGACGGGGGCCCCCUGGCGGCGGCGGCUGUGGUGCAUCACAAGAUGAACAAUGAGAAGCAGGCGGAAGAGUGCAUCACCCGACUGAUUCACUUAAACAAGAUUGAUCCCCAUGCUCCAAGUGAAAUGCUCUAUGGAAGAAUGGGCUACAUCAGUGCUCUUCUGUUUGUGAAUAAGAACUUUGGAGAGGAAAAGAUUCCUCAGAGCCAUAUUCAGCAGAUUUGUGAAACAGUCUUAACUUCUGGAGAAGACCUAGCUAGGAAGAGAAGGUUCACAGGAAAGACUCCACUGAUGUAUGAAUGGUACCAAGAAUAUUAUGUGGGGGCUGCUCAUGGCCUGGCAGGAAUUUAUUACUACCUGAUGCAGCCCAGCCUACAAGUCAGCCAUGCGAAGCUACAUAAUUUGGUCAAGCCCAGUGUAGACUAUGUCUGCCAAUUGAAAUUCCCUUCAGGCAACUACCCUCCUUGUGUGGACGACAGUCGUGAUCUGCUAGUUCACUGGUGCCAUGGUGCUCCCGGAGUAAUCUACAUGCUCAUUCAGGCCUAUAAGGUGUUCAAAGAAGAACGGUAUCUCAACGAUGCCUAUCAGUGUGCCGACGUGAUCUGGCAGUACGGCUUGCUGAAGAAGGGUUAUGGGCUCUGCCACGGCACUGCAGGGAAUGCCUACGCCUUCCUGUCGCUCUACAACCUCACGCAGGACGCGAAGUACCUGUACAGAGCCUGUAAGUUUGCUGAAUGGUGCUUAGAUUAUGGAGAACACGGAUGCCGAACACCAGACACCCCCUUCUCCCUCUUUGAAGGGAUGGCUGGAACAAUAUAUUUCUUGGCUGACCUCCUGGUGCCCACAAAAGCCAGGUUCCCUGCAUUUGAACUGUAA